Messenger RNA from Belonocnema kinseyi, 1596 nucleotides. RefSeq names its product nose resistant to fluoxetine protein 6-like. Lineage: Eukaryota; Metazoa; Arthropoda; Insecta; Hymenoptera; Cynipidae. The transcript is spliced from 8 exons. The record is from RefSeq and is a predicted model, not a curated record. Bases 1 to 1596 code for a protein of 531 amino acids. Gene Ontology annotation, molecular function: acyltransferase activity, transferring groups other than amino-acyl groups.
AUGGAAGACAUCUUUGGGCGACUGGGACCAAGAUCUUUAUUGACAACAUUUAAAAAGACUGAAAAAUUGUAUGAAUAUACCGAAGAAACUUGUUGGGGACAAUUUCUGGCUUAUGCGAAUAGCCUUGGAAAAGGAGAAACAUGGGCUCUUAAAAUGCUGGAUUCGUCUUCAAAAAUCCCGUCUGGUAUUCUCACUGGGAAUAUUAUUGAUCUGGGAAUGUUUGACGAAUGUAUUUCAGUUCAGAUGGUGAAAGGGAAUAUAAAAAUUCGUGGCCGCCACUGUAUGUAUUCAAUAACUUUGGCGAAUCAGAACAGUUCAGUUCCUCUUCAACCAACGUUGUCAAUAUGCGUUCCAUCAGCAUGCAAUGCAAAUGAUGUGGAAACAUUUCUUAAUAAAACUAUCCAUGAUAUUCAGCUUGUAAAAGAUUUGGAAAUUGCUGAGGUCACUGCAACUUGCUCAAGUGUUGGUCCUCAAGAAUGGUCACACGGAAGCAUCACAUCAGUGACACUAUUCUCUAUCCUUGUGAUUUUUCUAAUAAUUUGCACAUUUCUGGAUAUCCUCCAAAGAAGUAAACAUCUUCAAUCUGCAGUUGCGAGUAACUUGGCAGAGUUUUCAGUGUACAAAAGUGCAAACAAAAUUUUUAAUAUGAACGUCGAUUCCAGUUCAUUGACUGCAUUGUAUGGUAUUCGAGCUUUGAGUAUGUGUUGGAUUGUUCUUGGCCAUGAGUUUGUGCUGGGCGCUAUGAAUGUUAACAUCAACACCGUUGAUAUUGUUGAUUGUAUGAUUCAUUUAUGGUAUCUGGCCGUUGACAUGCAGCUUUUCUUAAUAUCUCCACUUAUAUUAUACCCUCUUAUCAAGAAACCAAAACUGGGGUUGUUAAUUUGGAAUGUAAUGUUUGUCUCGCAAAUCGUAGCACCGGCUGCAAUCAUCGCAACAAACAAGUAUGUCUUCAUGUUGGAAGUAAGCGAAACAAUUGAAGACACGGUAUCCAUGUUUAAAAACUUAUAUUCGUUGGCUUACACAAGAGGAGGCAGUUGGCUUGUUGGUGUCCUUUUCGGAUAUCUCAUAUAUACCCAACGAUCAAGCCUUAGCAAGAAAACUAUUUACAUCGGAUGGGUUAGUUGUCUCCUUUCUUUCACGUUUUGCACAUUGGGAACAAAUGUUAUGCAGCAGAAGGAUUACGUUUACAACGUCGUUUGGGAAUCAGUUUUUGGAGCGAUAUCACGACAACUCUGGGCUGCAAGUGUAGCUUGGAUCAUCUUAGUUUGUGUUUCUGGGCAUGGUGGUCCAAUAAACAAAUUUCUGUCGCUUCCGAUCUUCAUUCCAAUUAGCAGAGUUUCGUAUUGCGUGUACUUGGUCCAUAUCGUAAUUCAAGGAAUGAAAACAUUUUCAACAAGGACACCGCAUUAUUUCAAUGACUUUCAUGUGUUCAACCACUUCUUGGAUACUUUCACCGUUUCCAUUGUGAUAGCCUUCUUCUGCAGUUUACUUUUCGAGGCGCCAAUUUUGACAUUAGAAAAAAUGAUUUUUCGAAGACAAAAAGUGAAAAAAGGGGAAUCAAAAGAGGCGCUUAACGAAACAAAUGAGGAGAAAUAA